This is a messenger RNA of Stylonychia lemnae, 627 nucleotides long. The record is from the annotation of a GenBank genome assembly. NCBI's taxonomy places the organism in Eukaryota, Ciliophora, Spirotrichea, Sporadotrichida, Oxytrichidae.
AUGCCACCAGGAAGAAGAGGUAGAAGAGGAUCUGGCUUUGCAGGUGUACCUGCUGGACGAGGCUAGCCUAUAUAAACAAAUUUACUAGGGAAGAGGCGUGGAGGUCCAGAUGGCUAAGACAUCAUAGAUAAUGUAGAGGUUUUUGGAAUUAUAGGCGAUGAUGAUUUUAACAUUAAGCAACAUGCAAGUACAGGAGUAGUGGAGAAGUAACAUAAAAGAUAAUAUGAAAACUAAUCAAGUUUUGCUAACUUUAUGGUAAAGAAGGGGGCUAUCAUAGACUAGCUACUAGAAGAGAAAUCCGAAUUCAUUUUUAAAAGCCCUGAAUGGCUGGAAAAGAAAGAGAAGUAAAAAAGAUUUACAGCCAAACAUACAAAGAAUUUAAAGCAAAUUUGCGGAAUAGAUCAAUUUGGAGAAUAACUAGGGUCUUAUCAAUCAAUCGAUGGUGGAAUAAGUGUAAAAAAACCUAAUAAGUACUGCGAUUUUACUGGUUUUCAUACAAACUACUAGGAUCCAAAGACAUCGCUAAGAUACUAUAACAUUGAUUUUUAUCAAGUGGUAAGAGGUUUACCUGAAGGGGCUAAGAAUGAUCAUCUAGCCAUUAGAAAAGCAAAUGUUGUAUUAAGAUGA